This is a messenger RNA of Acanthocheilonema viteae, 6411 nucleotides long. The record is from the annotation of a GenBank genome assembly. NCBI's taxonomy places the organism in Eukaryota, Metazoa, Nematoda, Chromadorea, Rhabditida, Onchocercidae.
AUGGGUACCAGUAUGGAAACAGCAAUUUCAUCGUCUACUUCGCUCACUGCAGCAGUCGGUAAUGAUGCAGGAAAAUUGCAGUGGAUAGUACUAAACCAUGUGGAAGGUGUACAAAUGCGUGAAAUGUUCUGGGAUUUAAGUAAAGAUGUUGACGUGGAUAUGCUGGCAUGUAGUGAUGCUGUCAAACUAUUGCGCACGAUGACUGAGGAAGAGAAGACACAGUGUUGCAAAGCAUCUCUUUCUCUACUUUCAAACAAGGAUGAUCCUCGAUACAUCCAUUAUGAAAGGAUUUUAUCUUCUAUAUUUAUGGCUGCUUGCAAUGAAGGCGUCCUUCCUCUUUCUGAUUGUUGUGAACUUCUCAUUCUUUGUACCAAUUUUACCCUUACAACGCCAAUGGAUUCUCGCAAGUUUGAGUACAUGCAGAAAAAUUUACAUCUAAUCGAUUACAAAGGGCUUCGGAACAUUUUGAAGUUACUUGUGGUUGAACGCAUGCAGGAAAUGUUACUAACGCUAAUCGAUCGGCAGCUAAACCUUCUUCCAUGCAUUUUCACAAUUACUGAGCUACAUCGUGUGUCCAGUAAUUCACGUGCCUUUCUUUUGCCAAGAGUAGCGAAAAAAUUCAACGAUAUGUUUAUUUCUUUUCGACCACUUACCGAAAUGGUAACAGUAAUCGGUCGAUCAUGGCUUUAUCCUGUAGCUGCUCACAUUUCUUUCCCAAUGAGUACGCCAUCUUGGAAACUUGAGGUCACCACUACUCGGUUGCAUCAACGUGCUCAUCUUCCAUAUAAAUCCGAACUUUUCGCUCCACAGUCUUUUUUGCUUUAUACACUUCUUCGACAGCCUCGCGGAAAAGAUACAAUUUCUUAUGUUAUGCGACAAAACACGACCUUGACACCACAGCGACUGCAGUGUGAUGAAUUGCUGCACAUGAUAAUUCUCGAAGCUAUGAGCGAAAUGGAAAAGACAGACAUCCGCCUUGACAAUCCUGCAAAUCAUGAGCCAAGUUUUGGCGCAUUGCAACUAAUGGAAAUUUUCGUUGAUGCCUUGUCUUUCCGUCUUUUGAAAUUCAUUUUUAAUUUGAUUUUGAUGAAGCUUUCUGAAACAGUAUAUCGAAAAGGAAGAGAUGAACUAAUGUGGGUUAUUUUGCAAUACGUUGCAGUUUAUAUCGACAGAGUAUCAAAUGAGGAGAUGAUUCGCGUUGCCGAAAUUUAUAAUUUACUUUACAGUGAUGAGCAGACAUGGUCUGGUGCAGACACAGAUCCGCUGUUGUUUGUCCGAUUCCUGGUUCCAGCUGCUAUCUGGAUACAUUUUUAUAAGAAAUUAGGUAACUCUCACACGGAGGUACUUCCUAAACCCUCCGAAUCCCUCUGGCGACAAAUACAGUUUCUACAGGAAAGGACAGCAGAUUCAGAUCCCAAUAUCCAGAAUGUCGCUGAUCACAAUGCCGUUCUGGCUGCUGUUGCUAAUGCUUACAGUAGCGAUAUGCCGAACUUCCAGAAGCUAGUUUUAACAGCAGUGGAUGUCUUUUUGGAUGGAUCUCCAGAAGAAAUGAAUACCGUUUGGCAUCUUCCGCAUGGAAUCAUCUCCUACUCAAAGAAGACACCUUUACCACUCUCAUUGAUCGAUUCAUUGACUUUCCAUGCACGGAAUCAUUUAUUCCAACUUUGUUUGUUGAAACUCACAGCUAUGCUUUCAGUUCAGCAAACACAAAAACUGCCCAGUCCUGCAACAAUUGAUACACUUGUGCGUUUGGCGGUAACUACGGAAUUUGAAUAUGGCGUGAAACAAGUAUUGGCGUUGUUGUCAUCCACGUUAGCUUCAGUAAACAAAAAUGCAAAUUUGGGAUCUGCACAACAAGAUCGAUCCCGAGAUUUACUUUUUGUUCUUUGUGAUAUCCUCUCAUAUCGUUUCAUCAGUUAUCCAUUUCCAGUAGGAUCAAAGGUUAAUUUGAUGCUUUGGUGUUAUACAGCACUCGGAAACAGUCAGGUGCAAAUGAAUAUUGCAUUAUGUUCGGCUCUAGAACAGGUUAUGCUACGAUAUUGGAUGUGGAAUUCGCCACAAGAAAUGUUCUAUCUGAGCAAUGCUUUCCUUGGCAAACAAGGCAAAUUGGCCGUCAUAUUCAACACAGCUAAUCCAGCAUUUUGUGAUCCGCAGCAUGGGAAUGUUCAAAUUGAACAGCAAUAUACAAAUUCACAUGUAUCCCUCGAGCUCUUACGAUGCUUACUUCUUUCCAUGUUCAGAUCACUCAAAAUGACAGGCAUUUAUAGAAUGGAAAUGACGGCAGAAAUGAUGCAGCGCUGCAAUGUGAAUUUCUGCUGGCCGCUGUCGAUUAAUCGGACAUACAGCUCUCAACUUAUUGGUUGCAAUGUGGAUGACGGUGUUGCAGAUACAGCUAUAUAUGAUGAGCUCAUGCAUCGUGUCAUUCAAGAAGUCCAUCAAGUACAAGAAAUAAUUUAUGCGCAAGGUUUGGCUGCUGAAGAACAGCUGUUGAAGUUCUUUUCGGGUGAACGGAGACAAACGAUUUUCUGUGUUGUGUAUAAUAUGCUGUUUGAAACAAAGAAGAUACAUCCAGUGAUUUAUUCUGUGCUAAGUUCAAUGAACAGUAAAGAACUUACAGCAACUAUAAAUAAAUUUACGGAUUAUUUCAUAUUUAUUUUCAAAAAGAACCUUCCCUCAGACGAUCAGCAAUUUGCAGCAAUGAUUGGAAUCUUAAACGACAUGGCAUUUAAUUUACACCUAAUACCGCUUGAUCGGCUGCUUACUUCUUUGGUUCUUCAUCCAACUGAUGACGGAGCUACUGAAAUUGCUAUGCUCAUAAUCCAUUCUUUAGUCGGCUCCUAUCCUGAUUUGCAUAAUCGAAUUACGGCAUUGGUGCAUAUAAUUCCAUCAAAUAAAAUUGGCAACACUAGUGCUGCAUUUUUUAAUAAGAUGUCAGAGUAUUACUCGCAAUUUCCGGAACUAUCAUACAGAGAGAUGGAAGCAAAAAUGAGAAGAGAGAUGCAAAUUGAACUAGGUAUGCGAUCAAUGGAGCAGCCAACCGUUAAUCCAGAACUGCAUAUGCCAAUUUACUAUGGUAAUAUUAUGGAACGCAUUCUUCCGAUUGUGGACAUCAUUUUACUUCGAGCGAUAGAAACUGUGGUUGCUGAUCAACUGUUCACGACACUGUUGAUGUGCUUCAAACCAUGCUAUCGAUAUCAUCUGUCAUGUGUCAGGACUGGUAGACAGUGGAUGUGUAUGUUAUACAUAAACAUGAGUAACUUGAAAGAAUUUUUAUGGUCGUGCUCUGCAUGGGUAAAUUUGAGAAGGCGAUGUGGGCGAAUAAUAUAUGCACAUAUCUGUAAAGUAAUCCGUGUUACAGCGCAGCCAGCAGCUUAUAUGUAUAGUGUGCUGUAUUGUUUGGACAAAACUAUCUCACAUACGGUUCGUGCUAGAGAUUUUGUGUUGGAAAUUUGUGGACAGCUGGAAGAUAGGGAUGGUAAAUAUGCUCUCUUAACGCCAUCAUUUAUUUCCGACAAUCAUCAAUUAUCAUUGCCAUCUCAGUUUUGUCAGGCAUUGGUGGAUCGCAUUUUGCAAGCUUCCAACUAUGCCCAUCAGCCACCAGCUUUUGCCUAUAAGGAUUGGAGAUUCGCGGAGAUGCCACCUGCAGGACAAGCUCUUACAGGCGCGUGUAUCGAACUGCUUGCGUCUCCACAUGCACCAGUUAUUACAGCCCAUGCGCUCAUUGAUUUGGUCUUUAUUCGGCCAUUGCAUCAACCAUAUGCCACUAUCAAUGCAGUUUCUCUGAUUUUAACAGCUCUGCCAGUUUCUUUCCAACAAGUUUUUUAUGAGCAUAUUGUAUCUGUGCUCGAUUCGGAGGCACUACAUGGUGAUCCAUCCGUUUGUUUUGGCAGCUUGGAAAGUGAAUGCUUCUUGCUCACCGAAAAUCAAUUAUUAACGAAUCUUGCACUUGGGCAUGCCUAUCUUCAACACUGCAAUACAAGUUCACUGGCAGCUUUGCCUGAAUUUGUACGUGAUCAGCUUGCGCCAAAAUUAGUCACGGAAGCGCAACUCAUAUUCGUACUUCGACUCGUCGUGCCCAUUUUACAACGAUUUUACGAUGCCAAAGAAAGAAGCAAACAGAUACAGGAUCUUGCCGUGGAUGUUUACAAGAUGACGGUGAAAGUAAACGAACGAGUAGGCGUAUUGAAAUAUGAAGAUUCAAUUUGCGAUUUUUUGUAUCAUAUGAAGUAUAUGUAUGUUGGUGAUUUUGUCAAAAAUGAAGCAGAGCAGGCCAUACAACGAUUGUCACCAUCUAUGCGAGACAAGUUGAACUUGGAUUUAAUGGGUAGUUCUGGUUUUAAAAAUCUUUGUGGCUUUUAUUUACUUCCUUGUAGUUCGUAUUUCACGGAUCUAAAUGUUAUGAAACGGGAUGUAUGGAUGGAGCAUGGUGCUGGAAGUCAUACUGCACAAUUCUCUCAGACAAUGAAACUCAUACGAGGGAGCUCUUGGUACUGGGGAAAUAUGUCAUGGAGAGAUGCGGAGAAAGUGCUGAUGAGUCAACGACCAGGAACCUAUCUUGUACGAGAUUCAGCUAGUGACCGCUACAUUUUUACAAUAUCAUAUCGAACCAAACAUUCUGUCCAUCAUACACGUCUUGCACAACAUGGUGGAAACUUUUGUCUUGGAGGGCCAAAUUCAUUGGUGAAAGCGAAUUCGUUAGUUUCGUUUAUCGAAAAUUCGUUGCAGAGCUGUGGUAAAAGAAGGAUCUGCAUGUUGAUGCAUCCGAAAAGUGAUAACACAGGAAUCGAGAUGCUUGAGCUAAAUCAUUUGCUACAUCGACAUGAACUUCUACCAUCCCUGAAAUAUUUGUGUAGAGUGGUCAUACGUAACUGCGUUGAUAAGGAGCUACUUCCAUCUUUACCUUUGCCACCAAAUAUGAUUUGCUAUUUAGAGGACCCGAAAUAUUUCGUCCCUCCUUAUUCACAUCGCGACCUGUCAUAUGAAGAAAUGCUUAAAGCAUACGCAGCACUGAGGUACCUGAAGCGUUAUUCUACUAUAUUUGCUGUGAGUUCGGGUGCGCUACCUGCUGCAAUAUCAGUCAUUCGAGUUUCUGGAAAAGAAAGUCGACGAUGUAUAGAGGAGCUUACGGGUCGGAAAAAAAUUGUACCGAGGCAGUUAUUUUAUACGAAUAUUCAGCGGAAUGGCGAGCUUAUUGACCGAGGCAUGGCGGUUUUUUUACCAGGUCCGAAAACAUCAACUGGAGAAGAUGUGGCUGAAUUCUAUGUGCACGGUAGUAGAGCAGUUGUUGACUGUUUGUUGGAAGCAUUAGCGCAAUUCGAUAACAUGCAACCUGCAAAGGCUGGGGAAUUUACGAAAAGGGCAUUUUUAAACGGGAAAAUGACGUUGCAUGAAGUACAAUCGCUUGCGUGUCUUUUGGCUGCACGAACACAACGUCAACGACGCUUAGCUUUGCACGACAACACUUUAGGCAAACUUGCUAAUGAUGAUAGCUGUGCGGCAGUGACAUUAUCACUUGCAGAUAAAGUGAUGGAAGGCAUAAGGAAGCAACUUAUCGAAAUGCGUGCUUCCGUGGAAGCAUCCAUCGAUUUUGGCGAUGACGUUGGAUUUCAGUGGAAAAAUAUUCGUGUUGGAGUCAGUUCAAUGAUUAACGAAUUGAGCAGCAUUCAAGAACAAAUGCAUCGAGGGACGUUAAUUAAUGAGGGCUUAAAGAUAGUUAUUCUGGGACAAACAAAUGUUGGAAAAAGCAGUUUAUUCAAUCGCAUGGCAAACCGGGACAUGGCCAUAGUAUCAGAUAUUGAAGGAACGACUCGUGACUCAUUGGAAGCAACGGUUCAAUUUUCUUGUAUCCCGGUGACCAUUGUCGAUACUGCGGGAAUUCGUAAAAUUCCCUUGGAUUCUCUCGAAGCAGAAGGCAUCCGGAGAACACUGAGAAGAGCGGUGGAGGCCGAUAUUGUGAUUGUAGUAAUAGACAGUAAUGUUUGCAAGGAUUUCGAAGCAGACGUACGUUUAGUGCUUUCCUGGUGUCAUAUCGAAGAAAAUACAUCUGUUUUUGUUGCUCUGAAUAAGUGUGAUUUACACAGCGUUCCAAAUAAUGUAUUUCUUCCGUGGCCUGCUGUUAAUAUAUCAUGCGUUUCCGGUGAAGGCAUCAAUUCAUUGCUCAAAAUUAUUUGUGAACAUAUCAAUGAGCUAUGUCCAAUGUCCGAUGAUAGCGCUCUUCUCAGUAGCCAGGUUCACCGGUUACUGAUAAAGGAAUCCAUUCUUUUCCUUAGAAAGGCACUAAGAGUGAACGAUGUUGCUAUUGUAGCAGAACUGUUGCGCGACGCAUCGGAUUGCGUCGGUGAGAUAUCAGGUGCAAUUGUGAAUGAACAGAUUCUUGACCAAAUAUUUUCCUCAUUUUGUAUUGGGAAAUGA